AUGAGUACCAACCCGAACCACAACAAGAGCCAGAGGGUUCUGGCUUGUGUCCUCUGCCAGCAUCGUAAGAUCAAAUGCGACCGGAAUACCCCAUGCUCCAACUGCAUCAAGGCAAACGUCACAUGCACUCCCUCCACACCAGCUCCCGCGCGUAAGAGGAGGAGGCCGAACCAGGACUUGCAAGAAAGGUUGGCAAGAUGUGAGGCUCUGCUAAAGCAAUAUGCUACCGCCUCCGCAACACCGCCCACCGCCCACUCACCCACAAUCUUCAACACGCCCUCGUCGACUGGUCCCUCGCCAAGCAUACCUCAGCUGCCUCUACCCUCGGGCUCCGCUUCAGUGUCUGAGGAUACCUCCCCAUCGACGACGUCGUGGAAGCCGGCUGGCAAAGUGGUGGUCGAGGAUGGCAGCGUCAGGUUCAUGGACAGCUACCUCUGGGCAACCGUCCAUGAUCAGUUGUCGGCUAUGCGACAAAUCAUCGAGGCUGAGGAAGAAGAACAGAGCGUCCUCGGGUCCGACGCCGUUACCCCUGACGACAACGUCGACCUUCUCCUGAACGAUGUUGCUACGAUUGACCUGGAGGAUGUCACGCCCUCCCCUGUUCAGAUAUUCAGACUCUGGCAGGUCUUCUUGGAAAGGGUAAACCCCAUCACCAAACUCAUACACGUGCCUAGUCUACAGCCACUAGUUGUCGAGGCGGCUGCGAAUCACUCCAAUGUCGCCAACAAUUGUCAAGCUUUGCUCUUUGCCAUUUACCUCGUGGCAUCUCUCACCAUGACCGAGUCAGAAGCGAGGCAGAUGCUCGAUAUUUCCAGAGAGGAGGCGCUCAAGAAGUUUACUGCGGGCGUCAAGGCGGCACUGACAAAGGUCAACUUUCUCAAGAACCAUGACCUGAUGACGCUGCAAGCCUUGUUAUUGUAUCUGAUUUCUCUUCAGGGCCGCUACAGCCGCCAUGCAGCCUGGGUCCUCAGUGGUAUCCUGAUCAGAAUCGCCCAAAAGAUGGGUCUCCACAGGGACGGCGAGCUUCUCAACCUAACACCGUACGAGACGGAAAUGCGACGGAGGCUUUGGUGGCAGAUCAUCAUGCUGGACACCAAGUACGCCUUGGUGUCGGGUUUCUCCGACACGUUGCUGCCUUGGAACUGGGAUACGCAGACGCCGCAAAACGUAAACGACGCCGACUUGUUCCCCGGGUCGACCGAACCCGUCCAGCCCCGAGAAGGACCGACGGAAAUGGUAUUCUGCCUGCUCUUGUACGAAGUGGGCCGCUUCAUCGUCGAGAACCGAAUCCCCGACUUCGAGGCCGUUGUCCUUGGCGCCAUGGAAAACGACACCCAGGACUCCCAACUGGCAUUGCAGGCGUCUUUAGCAAAGUACCGGACUCUGGUCGAUAAUCUCGACGCGAAACUCAUUGCCCUGGAAAAGCAGUAUUGCGACCCCUUGGCCGGCAACAUUCAUAUCGUUGCGACUAAGAUCCGUUCCAUGAUCAUCGAUAAGCUGCGGACAAUGAUGAUACCGAUGCGCGAACUGCCGGAAUGGGGCACCGAGGUUUUCAACGUGCAGGACAACAUGUUUCGGAUAUCUCUGGUGCACCACGAACACAAUGUCGAGCUAUACAGCUUCAUGGAGAACACGGGCUUCGUAUGGUUCUUCAAGCUGCACUUCCAGAUCGAUGUCUUCAUCGUCAUGGCCGGGCAGCUGUUUCAGAGACCGACCGGCAAACUAGCGGAACGCGCUUGGAGAGUUGUCGACAGGAUAUACCAGUACCACGAGGAACUGUGGGACAUGUCGAAGAAGGAGAACACGCAGUUGGGUGUCUACAUGCUGAAAGCCUGGAGGGCACGAGAGCGGGCACUGAUCCAGAUUGGUCUGCCCUACGAAACCCCCGUCGCCAUCCCGCGACUGCAGGAGAUCGUUCCUCAGUCGAGCUCGGAGGCGUCGUCGUGUGGACCCUCCCCGGCGCAGACGGUGAAGGCGGACAUACCGCAAAGGCAAGAUCAACCCAUGGAUCAGUACCUGGGCAACUUUCUUGACACUACAAACUUCUACGACUUGGACAUGUGGGCGGACUUGGGGGUCCCCAACGGCAACAUGAAUCAGCAGUCCACUGCAAACAUGUUUGAGCAGUUUGGAAACUUUGGUGUGCCUCCGGCGAAUAGAGGCUGGUGA
Molecule: messenger RNA, 2169 nt
Organism: Colletotrichum graminicola M1.001
Lineage: Eukaryota; Fungi; Ascomycota; Sordariomycetes; Glomerellales; Glomerellaceae
Product: fungal specific transcription factor domain-containing protein
Exons: 4
Coding region: 1-2169 (722 amino acids)
Biological process (GO): regulation of DNA-templated transcription; DNA-templated transcription
Molecular function (GO): DNA binding; zinc ion binding; DNA-binding transcription factor activity, RNA polymerase II-specific
Source: RefSeq, a predicted model, not a curated record